Molecule: messenger RNA, 1968 nt
Organism: Erythranthe guttata (spotted monkey flower)
Lineage: Eukaryota; Viridiplantae; Streptophyta; Magnoliopsida; Lamiales; Phrymaceae
Source: RefSeq, a predicted model, not a curated record
AUGAGUGAUGGAAUUGUCAUAACUCAAUCCAAGUAUGCAAAAAACCUUGUCAAACGUUUUGGUUUGGAAUCUGCAAAAACUGUUAGAACUCCUAUGGGAACGAACGACAAACUGUCGCGACAGUUGGAUGCAACCUCUGCUUUAGCGAUGCUGAUUGGGCAGGUGAUGCAGAUGAUCGAAAAAGCACAACUGGAGGAUGCUUCUAUCUUGGGAACAAUCUCGUGUCCUGGUACAGCAAAAAAUAGAAUAGUAUCUCGCUUUCCACUGCCGAAUCGGAAUAUAUCGCCGCAGCAAACCCCCAAAUUUGCACUCAAAUCAAAGGAAAUCAAGAGCACAGUUAUGGGGAAACGAAAAUGCACCGGUGGAUCGUCUUCUUCGUCCAAACGACGACCCUCUCGACCAGCGACCACAUCGCCAGCGACUUCAGUGCCGCCUCGCCGUUCUGGUCACCGAUCUGCAUUCGGGGAGCCGCCGGAUGCCGUGCCUCUCGCCUUUUGGGAGCCCCCACUCCUUCUCACGGCCGCCUCCGCUGAAAAUUUUGGCAAUCUGCCAGUUGUUUUGGCUCCUAGGGUUUCUCCACCGUCGUCGCCGCCAGUGACGCCACCGUCACCAUUCACCUAUUCUCCACCUUCUCCUCCGCUGCCACACCCGCCGGUUUCUCAAUCGUCUCCACCACCAGUUGAACCGCCAUCGCCGCCACAGUCACCAACCGCACCGGCCUCACCCCCACCGCCGCCAUCCUCGUCGGUCAACAAAGGCAAGGGCCCUGCCCCCACACCACCGCCACCCCGUCGCUCUCUUCGCCACACUACUUACUCUGCCUCGCCGUCCGUUACUCCCACCACCGCUGAUAACUCUGCACCAGCUACUGUGGUGCCUAUCUCUGCUGUCGAUGCUUUCAAUUCUCGCUUCUUUAUCCGAGCGCAUCAAAUCCGGUGGCGUCUGGUAAGUCAACGAGCUCUUGUCUCCGAACGUCCCUUAGGUCCCUCGUUUGAUGAUUUUGGUAUUUCUGAUUUACUCCGUCGUGCUGGUAUUUUUGCCACUGUGACUCGAAUAUCUCACUUUGAAAGUCAAGUGGUUCAUGAUUUUUAUGCCAACCUAACUAGUGGAGUCUCUGAUAGUCGAAGUCGUUUUUACGAACGGGUUUAUGUUUUUAAUCGAGUCUACGAGUUCAAUCCUACUCGUAUUGCAUCUCUCUUUGAUCUGUCAACAGUUGGAACUGUGGCUCCGACAGUUGCUGACUCUGACUUGAUAUCCACGCUUACUGGAGGCAAGCUGAGCACAUGGCCUCUCAAGACGACUGAUCUUACCAUGAAGUACCGUCUCUUAUUUGGUAUUGGAACUACAAAUUGGUUCCCCACUGCUUACCACGGUACUCUGACUCGAAGAAGGGGACUUCUACUGUACUACAUUGGCAGUGGAAUCCCAUGUGAUCUCGCGCAAUUUAUUUUUGAAGAGAUCGUGGCCGAAGCCGACUCUCAGUCUACCGCCUACUCUCUCCCGUUUCCUUCAUUGAUCUACCGUUUGAUGAGUGACCAAGGCUACGUCAGAAAUCGGAAGCACGCAGUUCCGUCUCUCCCACUUCCUCUCUCUGUCUCUUCGAAGAUAGUGGACCCUCAGUCCGAUUCUCGCCGUGUGCCCCGCGUGGAUGACUUGCCGUGCCGUCCAUCUCCUUCUUCCGGUUGCCAGGGUGCUCCUUCCGCUACCGCUCCUUUACUGUCGGAUUUUAUCUCCCACCUCUCGUCUGAAUAUGAGGCUGUGGUAGCUCAAAGGGGGAGAUUUUUCAGGGGAGUUGGCAACGAAGCAUCACAUCAGGAGGUAUCUCGUACAGGGGGAGUUGCUGCUGCUGCUGGAUCUACUAAUCCAACUGUUGUUCCAACUGCUCCAACAGUUGAUGAUGCAACAGCUGAGGCUGAUACGGAUGAUGAAGGGGAGCUGUUCGUUGAUGCUGAGGAUAUUCUGGACUAA